UUCAAUGAAUGUCCCACCUUCCAUUUCCAUUUUCAGAAAAAAUGUCAGCCACUCUGACCCAUUUCUUCAAACACCUUUCCCACACACUCUUACGUAGGCGCAGUCGUCUCCUCCACCCACCUUACUCCCCCCUUACUCUCUUACUCACAAGAAGCUACAAGGCCAAGGACCCAUCACCAUGGACCCCAUCUUCGAACACUGCAAAGCCUUCAUCUUCUUCUUCUUCUUCUUCUUGUUGUAUUCCCACGAAAGCGGAGGAGUCUUUCACUUACCCUUCGUACCUCUCCGUUCACAUUUGCUGUCGAAAAGACGUGGCUGAUAUGCUUUCAGAGGCUCUUUUAUGCUUUGGUGCAAGUUCUACAACCAUAGAUGAAGAAGACACCUUUAAGAAUUCUGAUGAGAUUUUUAUCGAUUCUAUAUUUACUGAAGGUGAAGAUGUAAAUGUGUGCAUUUCACAUGCUGCAAAUUCUAUAGGCUUGAAAGAGAUUCCUCAUUAUGAGGUUAAAAUGGGUGAGCAAUAUGACUGGAUAAAGAAAACUCAGGAAUCGUUUCAUCCUGUUGAAGUUAUUGAAGGAAUUUGGGUCGUGCCUCAGUGGAGAAUUCCCCCUGAUGUUCAAGCAACAAAUAUAAUUCUGAAUCCUGGAUUAGCAUUCGGAACUGGGGAGCACCCUACUACUAAGAUGUGUCUAUUGCUGCUACACAGGUUAAUAAAGGGGGGAGAACUUGUCUUCGACUAUGGCACAGGAUCUGGAGUUCUUGCAAUUGCAGCUCUUAAGUUUGGUGCAGCCUUAUCAGUUGGGAUUGAUGUAGAUCCCCAAGCAAUUACUUCUGCACGCCAGAAUGCUGCUCUGAACAACAUCGGACCUGAGAAAAUGCAACUGCACCUGGUUCCUGGCAAAACCCGUCCUUCCUCUAUGGAUGAAAGGAUAUGUGGAAUUGUGGAAGAACAGGAGUCAAAUGGAAUGGGGAUCAUCUCUGAAACAGGGAAGUAUGAUGUGGUUAUUGCUAAUAUUCUUCUAAAUCCUCUAUUAGAUUUGGCAGAUGAUAUUGUGUCUUACGCCAAGCCUGGAGCAGUCAUCGGUCUCUCUGGCAUUCUAUCUGACCAGCUUUCAUAUAUUAUAGAGCAAUAUUCACCAUUCUUGGAGGGCAUAUCAGUGUCAGAAAUAGAUGGUUGGGCAUGUGUGAGUGGCAUUAAGAAAAGAAAUCUUGCUGACAGCCGAGGGAACUUUCAGCUUGCAGAAGCAUAAGUUGCUUGAUUAAGAAGUUGAGCAUUUCAUGCGUUGAUCAUUGCUGUUCAAUGCCAAGCUUGUGGUGUCUGGCAGAUUUCUACAACCUGUGAGUUGCUACUUGAUAGUUUUUCCUGAAAUAUGAAGGAGUGAGCAUCUGCUAUAUCUGAGUAAAAAGGCCACCUGCUAUUUUCAGCCUUUGAUGUCACAAUCUGACAUGCAGGAAUGUCUGGAAUGAAUGCAGUGCUCCAGGAUUUGUAGCAGUGCUGGGGCAAACGGACAACCUUCAUAAUAGAAUUUUGUGAUCUACAUAUCAACAAACAAACAAACAAAAAAAAAGUUUAAAAUGUAUUUACCUCUAAGUUAGGAGUUGCUUCUAAACCGGCAAUAAACUUUCAAAAACUUGCAAUUUACACUCAACUAUUACAAUGAUGUCAAUAUACACUUCUUGUUAUUAUCCACAACAAUUUUGCCACUAACCUGCCUAAAAAUGACGUCAUUUUUUAUAUUUUUCUUAUCAAAACGACAUUCUUUUUGGGUUAGUUAACAAGAAGAUUUUAAUGGAUGUUGACUGAAGAAGCGCACCAAAGUGUAAAUUGCAAGUUUUUAAAAUCAAGAGACCGAAUUAGAAGUGAUUCCAAAUUUGUGUAAAUAAAAUUUUAGCAAAAUAAAGGUAAUUAUUUAAAAUUUAAACCAGCAAAAUAAUAAAAAUGUUAAGAGUUAUCAGUGAAUCAAUGAGUAGCACUUGAGGUUGUUUUAAGCAGCAUCUAUGCAUGUUUUUGAGUGCUGCAUAGACAAUCUUUGAUUAUUCAGCUUGGAGCUACGAUAUAGUUGAUGAAAUACUAUGAACAAUUGCAACUAAAGUUGUCAAUUCCUUUCCAGUAGUUAUUCUGAUUUGUCUAUUGGAAUA
This is a messenger RNA of Quercus lobata, 2136 nucleotides long. RefSeq names its product ribosomal protein L11 methyltransferase-like protein. The coding region runs from base 9 to 1247 and encodes 412 amino acids. The transcript has 7 exons. Gene Ontology annotation, molecular function: protein-lysine N-methyltransferase activity. The record is from RefSeq and is a predicted model, not a curated record. Gene Ontology annotation, cellular component: mitochondrion. Lineage: Eukaryota; Viridiplantae; Streptophyta; Magnoliopsida; Fagales; Fagaceae. Gene Ontology annotation, biological process: peptidyl-lysine trimethylation.